Homarus americanus (American lobster) is the source of this 5499-nucleotide messenger RNA. Its product is annotated as hydroxymethylglutaryl-CoA synthase 1-like. The coding region runs from base 177 to 1685 and encodes 502 amino acids. NCBI's taxonomy places the organism in Eukaryota, Metazoa, Arthropoda, Malacostraca, Decapoda, Nephropidae. Gene Ontology annotation, molecular function: hydroxymethylglutaryl-CoA synthase activity. The transcript has 10 exons. Gene Ontology annotation, biological process: acetyl-CoA metabolic process. The record is from RefSeq and is a predicted model, not a curated record.
AGUCCUCAUAGUUUGGUCCACGUGUGAUCAGUACAGGCACAGAUAUUUCUUCUCCGAGAGGUCUGCACCUGGAGGUUCACGAAAGUCUGUACAGGAGGGCAAAAACUAAUGAUGUCUGCUAUGACCAGGGCAUUUCCUGUUCACACCCAGCAUCACAUGAUUGCAUACAGAUCACAAUGCCAAGCUAUAAGAGUAGUACUGAAUGCACAGGAUGGCCUCAGGACGUGGGCAUUAUUUCCAUGGAAUUGUAUUUUCCAUCUCAGUAUGUAGACCAAGCAGAGUUAGAGGCAUUUGAUGGUGUGUCUCAGGGGAAGUACACCAUUGGCCUGGGUCAGACCAGGAUGGGCUUUUGCUCAGACCGAGAGGACAUCAACUCCUUGUGUCUCACUGUUCUCUCCCGUCUCAUGGAGAGAACUGGGGUUGGUUAUGAAAACAUUGGUCGUCUUGAAGUUGGAACAGAAACCAUUAUUGACAAGUCUAAGAGUGUCAAGAGUUGUCUGAUGCAGCUGUUUGAGGAUUCAGGAAAUACUGAUGUGGAAGGGAUUGACACCACCAAUGCGUGCUAUGGUGGCACGUCUGCGCUUAUCAACGCCAUCAACUGGGUGGAGUCGAGCUCCUGGGAUGGUCGAUAUGCUGUGGUGAUUGCAGGAGACAUUGCUGUGUAUGCCAGUGGACCUGCCAGACCUACUGGUGGUGCUGGAGCUGUGGCCAUGUUGGUGGGCCCCCAUGCCCCAUUAAUCAUGGAGAGAGGUGUUCGAGGAUCACACAUGUGUCAUGUGUAUGAUUUUUACAAGCCUGACCUGUCAUCAGAAUACCCAACUGUAGAUGGAAAACUGUCAAUACAGUGUUAUUUAUCAGCACUGGAUGCCUGCUACCAAACUUUUUCCCGGAAAUCAGAUGCCUUUAAAGAUUCCUCGAUACCACCUAUGUGUCUGGACCAGCUUCAGGCUGUUAUCUUCCAUUCUCCGUUCUGUAAAUUGGUGCGGAAGUCUCUUGCUCGAUUAGCUUUCAACGAUUUCCUUAACACCCCAGCUGAACAGAUAUCUUCAAAAUACCCUGGACUUGAGGCAUAUCGGGAAAAGAAGCUUGAAGACACUUACUUUGACCGGGAUGUUGAGAAGACCUUUAUGAAUUACAGCGAAGGAAUCUUUCAAGCCAAGACAAAGCCAUCAUUAGUUAUUGCUACACAGGUUGGCAAUAUGUACACACCCUCUGUGUAUGGAGGGCUAGCGUCUUAUAUUUCAUGUAACUCAGCUGAGAAUCUGGCAGGCAAACGAGUAGCCAUGUUUUCAUAUGGCUCUGGGUUGGCUGCUACAAUGUUUUCACUGCGUAUAUCGGAAGACACAGGACCUGACUCUUCACUUUCCCAGCUCGUUGCUUCUCUAUCAGAUCUGAGCAUCAGGCUUGAUGCACGGACUAAGGUUCCUCCCACAGUAUUUGCCGAGAUGAUGAAGUUACGGCAGGAUACUCAUCACAAAGCGCUGUAUAUGCCAGUGGGAAGCAUUGAGGCGCUUUUCCCAGGUACCUGGUAUUUAACUCGUGUUGAUGAAAUGCAUCGUAGACAGUAUGAACGCCGACCUCUUACUGCUAUGUGCACUAUGCCUGGUGCUGUCAGUGCAUCAACAAACUCUGUAAUGAAGGAAGCUUCAGCCAAGACAACAGAUUUACUGUCUCAUCAAGUUUAGCUAUUACAAGUAGUUUAAAUUAUUUUCCCAUAAAAUUAUCAUUCCCGUAGGUACAGUAGUUGUUAUUAUUGUACAGUGAACCCUCACCUCUGUAGGUAAAGAGUCCAUCAAAAAUAUUAUGUUGACAACUUAUAGGAAAAGUGAGCAUUGUUCUGGGUCCUGAAUUCUCACUGUCAGCCCUUCACCACACACUGUCUCAAGCCUUUCUUGCUGAUUGGUUGUAAAUUUUUACAGAAAUCCAAGUUUUUAGACUAAACCUCACUCGUCUCCUAUUUCUUAGAAAUAAUGCAGAGACAAUGGCAAUCUUAAUGCUCUCUGCCAAUGUAUUUAGGUGCUAAUAAUAACAUGAGUAUUGAUUGUAGACUAUUUUUACCCAUUUUUUACUUCAGGGGCUAAAUAUUUUUUACCCUUUACGUGGUACUUCUUGUACCAGAAUAUUUCCCUUAAUGGAACAAUCAGAAUUCAUGGGAUUAAAGAGCACAAUGAGCAUUUCCAUAAACAAAUAUUCUGGAUCAUUGAAUUUAGUAUAUCAGAUGCUAUUCUACAUGAAUAAGAAAACAAAUAGCCCCUACAGUAAAAAAUUAAUAAAUACAGUAGUAUACUGUAUUUUACAGUGGUUAAGUACUGUAGCACUCUUGCAUAUAGUGCAGUCAACCAGCAGUACCUUGCUCAGCAUUCUGACUUCUCUUCAAUUUUGAUUGUACCUAAGGCAAGAUUCUAGGAAUAAAUCUUUGAAGUCAUUGCAAAAUGUUUAGUAAAAUAUUUGUAGCAAAGCAAAAAACUACAUCAAGAGUGGAAUUGCCUGUUUGUGAAAGUUCUAAUUAGGAAUUACUACUGCCAAUUUGGCGCUUUUGUCCCCCCAUUUGGAGAUUCAUUAUGCCUCUGGUGAUGAAUUUUCUUGAAUCAACUCGGAAGCUUCCAGAAAAUCUUUGUAAAUUCAUCCUUGUCAUGAUUUCUAUUUUACUUUACUUUAUCAUCAUUACCAUUUGAUAGCUUACUAGCUGAUUGGGUAGUCAAUCAAUUCUCAGUUGGCAAGUAUUUAGCAUAUACAACCCUUCCAAAAAGUAUCGUCAGAUUUUCUGUCCCUGCAAUUUGAAAAAGUAUACAAAAUUCUUUGAUAUGAUCCCCAGUGCAUCAUCUUAAGUUGGUAUGCCUGCUUGCCAUAUUAACAGCAGUUAGAGAAGGUGGUAGGAUUGGGGGAAGGAGCCGUCCUUGUACGGCAUACUAGAUACACAUAUAACAAGAAUUCCAUUAAGUUAUAUUAAUGUAUGUAUCAUUAAAAAACGUGUACUGUAUACUCAUUCAUGCUGAAAGGUUGUGGAUUUAGAACUACCAUGCCUUCAGAAACAGGUCGAGUAACAUUGCUUGGAAGGUUUCGAAUCACAUCUACCCCAUAUCUAACGUUAAUUUUUGGGGGGACAGAACAAGUUCUUAAAUGUACCUGAACAUGUUUCAAAUUUAGUCAAGUCUGGACUUAAGGAGCUCUCACUUGGUGCUGUCACAACAUUCUCUAGUACAAGGGUUCUCAAACUUUUUCUUACCAGGCACCUCCCGAGUUAUCAGACCAUCGACCUGUACCCUCAUUUCUGAGACACUGAAUAUAGAAUUGUAUUACAUUAACACUAAUUCAAGAUAGAAUGGCAGUGUCAAAACAUAUUUGAUUCUUGAAGAAAAGUUACUUUCCAUAUUGUAAAUAUAACAGUUAUUUAUAUCACCUCAUGAAUUAAUAUAUUCUAUAUUGAUUUUCGCCAAUCCUCACAACCCCUGCCCAGCAGGUUAUUUAAGAGUUCACAACUAUUAUUCCAAAGAAGUUAGCCCUAGCAAUUUUCUCUACUGAUAGCUUCUUUAACUCCACAUAUAUACAGAACAGAAUAUAGAGAUGUGACUGAAUAAUGCCCUUGUGGUGAUUAGAAAUUUCUUUUAAUUGUCCCUUUCCCUUCUGUAGUAUAAACUAGACAAAUGUCAACAUUCUAACCUCUUGGUGAGUUAGAUGUCUGAACAGUAUAAACUAAACAAAUGAAGGCAUUCUAAUCUCUAACGAUCUGAGGUGCGGAGUGGAAGCACCAGUUUGCUGGCCCUCCAAUGGACAUUUUCAAUCAUCUGGCUUUUUUUCUUUUUUUUUCUCAUAUCUUAGGGACCAGUGAUAUGAGCGAUAGACCAUUUAGGUAUGAGUACGAUUUUUGUACGAGACUUAGUAGUUUAUUUCUUUGAUUCACCUUCUCACAAUGUUCUGAAAACUUAAGCUCAUUUUGACCACACACACACCCAGAUCUUUUUCACAUUUGGAGUCAGUCAAUGAUGUUUCUUCAUCACAUUGGAACAUGUGAUAUACUUCCUUAAUGUUGGUAUGGCCUAGGUGUGUCUAUAUGCAUUUUGUAAUGUUAAAUAUCAUAGCCAUUCCUCUAUUUCAUGGUUGUGCAGAAUUGGAAAUUUGUUCUAAAUUGGUUAAUAUUGAAAUAUAGAAAUCAUGAACUUGGAGGCUGUGGAAGUUGAGGAGUUGAGGGUUCACUGUACAGUAUUACAGUAUAUCAUAGUUUAAUAUAAUUUGGGCAUCUAGUUUAUGCUCUCUAGGUUUGGGUUAUUGAUACUGUACUAUGAUUAAUAAUUUUAGAGAAUGUUACCAAGAUGGCAUUAGGAGUGCUUUGAAAUGGACCUCAGUAUGGGCAGCUCAUCACUUAUAAUGAACAGCACAGUAUAAGGAUAGCCACUGUCAGGGGUGAGUACAGACUGUACUCACCCCUGAAGAUGUGAAUUACACGAAAGUUCUUGGGAAUUUCGUGUUUUUUUUUAUUAUUCAGUCUCAUAUUACCUCAGUCAAGUAAAGAGGAUAUAUUUUUCUGUAUUAUCAAGGGAAUAGCAUCAGGGUACAGAUGGUAUCUAUUUUAACUUAGUUUUACAUGUUUUAUCUUAGUUAUGAACUUGAUACCUUAUUGUAAUACAUUAUUUAAAAAAGCAUUAUAUUUUAUUCUAAUACAAUGGGAAGUUGCCUUCCUUGUCUCUGUAUGUUCUCUGUAGAUGUUGUAUUGUACUUGAUACAUGUAUUUUCUCAUAUAUUGUAGCUAUAACUUAAAUAUUCAACACAUUAUUAAAUUGUUAGGUUGCAGUUGUAUCUACGGUUACCAUUUCCAUGGUAAUGGUAGCCAACCUCCAUGUUUGAUGUUGAACCAGUCCACAUCAGCAUUGCUUGUAUGAAUACACUGUAGUAGCAUACCUGCCAAUGUUUGUGCAUCCAGUAAAGACACAAAAGAUUUAGAUUCACUUACUUUAGCAAAUAUAUAAUUUACAUGCAGUGAAGAUACAGUACCAUUAAAAUUUCCAAGAAAAUGUGGAAUUGUGAUUCAGAGACUGCAUAACUUCUCAAAUUGUUAACUACAGUGUCUACAAUCAUAUAAAUUAAGUGACAUGGAUAUGGAACCUUAUAUUUGUGUUGUUGGGAUUAAGAUUUAUGCCCUAGAAUUGUCAAAGAUGAAGUAUUUGUUAUGGUAAAGGUAGUUGUAAAGCGCAGCACUGUAUUACCCAAACCGAUGUCUCAUUGAUAAUUAUGUAAGUAACAGACUUGUUUUCCACAGACAUAAGAAGAUCCAAAUUCAGUAAUAUGAUGAGUUCUGGUAAUUGUUAUGGAGAUGGAUAUCACUCUUAUUUGUUGCCAAUUUUUGGUAAUUCAAAGAAUAUAAUUCCAAUGGGAGAGAAGUGAAUAUAAAUUAUACUGUAGUGUGAUUUUAAGGAAAUAAUGUAUCAAAUUAUCUUAGAAAGCAUCUUAGUUUUAACAAUAACGUUCCCUCAGUCAGGCUGUAGAAAUAAAGCAUUUAUGAUA